Messenger RNA from Miscanthus lutarioriparius, 753 nucleotides. NCBI's taxonomy places the organism in Eukaryota, Viridiplantae, Streptophyta, Magnoliopsida, Poales, Poaceae. The record is from the annotation of a GenBank genome assembly.
AUGGCGAAGCGCCGCCGCUCGUCGUCCCUUCCCCUGGCCCUGCUGCCGCCGCUGCUACUUCUCGUUGCAGCCGGAUCGCUCGCAGUGGCAACCGCGCUUGACAGCUCCCCGGAGUCACGUCGUGGUCGAAGCCUGCAGCAGCUGCCAACUCCGCUGCCUCAGCCUCAGCCUGUGCCGCAGCCGCAGCCGGACCCAAACCCACAGCCCCAACCAGGGCCCCUGCCGCAGCCCCUGCCGCAACCAAAUCCAAACCCACAGCCGCAGCCCCUUCCGCAGCCUGAUCCAAACCCACCACAGCCUCUGCCUCAACCGCAGCCCCUGCCGCAGCCCGACCCAAACCCACAGCCGCAGCCCCUUCCGCAGCCUGAUCCAAACCCACCACAGCCUCUGCCUCAGCCGCAGCCCCUGCCGCAGCCCGACCCAAACCCACCACAGCCUCUGCCUCAGCCGCAGCCCCUGCCGCAGCCCGACCCAAACCCACAGCCGCAGCCCCUACCGCAGCCACAGCCAGGCCCACUCCCGCCGCAGCCUCUGCCGCAGCCUGACCCACAGACUCAGCCACAGCCCGUGCCGGUGCCAGACCCAAACGUGCAACCGGCCCCGGGGACCCAACCUGUUUCGAACCAAAAUCCACAGCCGCAGGCUGCCCAGCUAUCUGGAGGCCCGCAGCCACUUUCGGACGGCGGAUCAAGAAUGUUGAACCUGCAAUACGUGAAGUACAUAUUUUUAGAUCUUGUCGUUCUGCUACUGUAA